Molecule: messenger RNA, 2805 nt
Organism: Peromyscus leucopus (white-footed mouse)
Lineage: Eukaryota; Metazoa; Chordata; Mammalia; Rodentia; Cricetidae
Product: girdin-like
Biological process (GO): cytoskeleton-dependent intracellular transport; cytoplasmic microtubule organization
Cellular component (GO): centrosome; cytoplasm
Molecular function (GO): dynein light intermediate chain binding; microtubule binding
Source: RefSeq, a predicted model, not a curated record
UCGAUGGGAUUUUCCUCCGCUGCCGAAAUGGACUUUCAUUGAUUUCGUCCUACUUCUACGUUUAGUGACCAAUUCCCUAGGCGUAUUUGUGGUACUUCCCCUUUCCCCCCUCCCGAAUAUAUAAUCUGUAAAAUGGAGAACGAAAUCUUUACUCUCCUUCUGGAGCAGUUCAUGACCAGCCCCUUGGUCACUUGGGUUAAAACGUUUGGACCUCCGGCUGCAGGAAAUGGGACCAACCUGGAUGAAUAUGUGGCCUUGGUGGAUGGGGUAUUCUUGAACCAGGUCAUGCUCCAAAUUAAUCCUAAAUCAGAGAGUCAGAGAGUAAAUAAAAAAGUCAACAAUGAUGCUUCACUUAGAAUUCAUAACCUCUCCAUUUUGGUGAAACAGAUAAAGUUUUAUUAUCAGGAGACUUUGCAGCAGUUGAUUAUGAUGUCAUUGCCAAAUGUCUUAAUCAUUGGCAAAAAUCCCUUUUCUGAACAAGGCACAGAAGAAGUUAAAAAGUUGCUUUUACUCUUACUGGGUUGUGCAGUUCAGUGUCAGAAAAAGGAAGAAUUUAUUGAACGAAUUCAAGGUUUAGAUUUUGAUACAAAAGCAGCAGUUGCCGCACAUAUUCAAGAGGUAACUCAUAAUCAGGAAAAUGUAUUUGAUCUGCAAUGGAUGGAGGUGACAGAUAUGUCUCAGGAAGAUAUAGAACCACUCUUGAAGAAUAUGGUAUCACAUCUAAAAAGACUGAUAGAUGAGAGAGACGAACAUUCAGAGACUAUCGUAGAGCUAUCUGAAGAGCGAGAUGGUCUUCAUUUUCUACCACAUGCCUCUUCGUCUGCACAGUUACCCUGUGGUUCUCCUGGCAUGAAGCGAACAGAAAGUCGACAGCACCUCUCAGUGGAACUGGCUGAUGCUAAGGCCAAGAACCGAAGACUGAGGCAGGAAUUGGAAGAAAAGACUGAGCAGUUAUUGGACUGUAAACAAGAACUUGAACAAAUAGAAAUAGAAUUGAAGAGGCUACAACAAGAGAACAUGAAUUUGCUGUCAGAUGCUCGAUCUGCUCGAAUGUACCGAGAUGAAUUGGAUGCACUUCGAGAGAAAGCAGUCCGAGUGGAUAAGCUUGAAAGUGAACUCAGCAGAUACAAAGAGAGACUUCAUGACAUUGAAUUUUAUAAGGCAAGAGUUGAGGAAUUAAAAGAAGAUAAUCAAGUUUUAUUAGAAACAAAAACCAUGUUGGAAGACCAACUAGAAGGAACUCGAGCUCGUUCUGACAAAUUACAUGAACUAGAAAAAGAGAAUUUACAACUAAAGGCUAAAUUGCAUGAUAUGGAAAUGGAACGAGAUAUGGAUAGAAAGAAGAUAGAAGAAUUAAUGGAAGAAAAUAUGACUUUGGAAAUGGCACAGAAACAAAGUAUGGAUGAGUCAUUACAUCUUGGCUGGGAACUAGAACAAAUAUCCAGAACUAGUGAACUUGCUGAAGCACCACAGAAAUCCUUGGGCCAUGAAGUAAAUGAGUUGACAUCCAGUAAGUUAUUAAAGUUGGAGAUGGAAAGCCAAAGUUUGACAAAAACUGUAGAAGAGCUUCGGAGUACUAUGGGCUCUGCAGAAGGCAGCACUUCCAAAAUCCUAAAAAUUGAAAAAGAAAACCAGAGACUGAAUAAAAAGGUUGAAAUUCUUGAAAAUGAAAUUAUUCAAGAAAAGCGAAGUCUUCAGAAUUGUCAAAAUUUAAGCAAAGAUCUAAUGAAAGAAAAAGCUCAGCUUGAAAAAACAAUUGAAACACUCAGAGAGAAUUCAGAGAGGCAGAUUAAAAUAUUGGAGCAGGAAAAUGAACAUCUGAAUCAAACUGUAUCUUCCAUACGACAACGCUUCCAGAUUAGUGCUGAGGCAAGGGUGAAAGACAUUGAAAAAGAAAAUAAAAUUCUCCAUGAAUCUAUCAAAGAAACAAGUGGAAAACUAAGCAAGGUUGAAUUUGAAAAAAGACAAAUGAAAAAAGAAUUGGAGCAUUAUAAAGAGAAAGGAGAGCGAGCAGAAGAACUGGAAAAUGAGUUGCAUCAUCUUGGAAAAGAAAAUGAAUUGUUACAGAAGAAGAUAACUAAUUUAAAGAUUACUUGUGAAAAAGUCGAGGCAUUAGAACAAGAAAAUUCUGAGCUAGAAAGAGAAAAUAGAAAGUUUAAAAAAACUUUGGAUAGCUUUAAAAACCUUACUUUUCAGUUAGAAUCCCUAGAAAAGGAGAAUUCCCAACUUGAUGAGGAAAACUUAGAGCUGCGAAGGAGUGUGGAGUCUCUGAAGUGUGCGGGCGUGAAAAUGGCGCAGCUGCAGCUGGAGAACAAGGAGCUGGAGAGUGAGAAGGAGCAGCUCAAGAAGGGCCUGGAGCUCAUGAAAGCCUCUUUCAAGAAGACAGAGCGCUUGGAAGUGAGCUACCAGGGGCUCGACACAGAAAACCACAGGCUGCAGAAAGCUCUAGAAAAUAGCAAUAAAAAAAUCCAACAGUUAGAGAGUGAGCUACAAGACUUAGAGAUGGAAAAUCAAACAUUACAAAAAAACCUGGAAGAACUGAAAAUUUCUAGCAAAAGACUUGAACAAUUAGAAAAAGAAAAUAAAUCAUUAGAACAGGAGACUUCUCAACUAGAAAAGGACAAGAAACAAUUGGAGAAGGAAAAUAAGAGACUCCGACAACAAGCAGAGAUAAAAGAUACCACACUAGAAGAAAAUAAUGUGAAAAUUGGAAAUUUGGAAAAAGAAAACAAAACUCUAUUUAAAGAAAUUAAUAUAUAUAAAGAGUCCUGUGUUCGUUUUUUUCAGGAACUCAUUUACUAUUAA